AUGGCGUUUUCAUGGUGCGGCGACUCAAAAUGGUUGCGUGGUUCCCAUCAAAACGUAAAAGAACAAAAAAAAAGCACAGCAAGUCUCCGGAAAAUUAAAGCUGUUUUCUGUUCAUUGUUAUCCUUCAAACAUGCUGCAAAAUUAAAGCUUGUGCCGAAAUUUGGUGAAGGAGAAAACUGCCACUUUGCGACGAACGACAUGAGAACAACAAGAAAACAAAUGCAAAACCCAUAA
Messenger RNA from Clunio marinus, 234 nucleotides. The record is from the annotation of a GenBank genome assembly. Lineage: Eukaryota; Metazoa; Arthropoda; Insecta; Diptera; Chironomidae.